AUGGCCGGUAGUGAGAACAAACAGGCAACUCAGCUCCUCCAGGCUCAGCGAGCCCAGAUCCGUGACGAACAAACAUUCGGCUGGCUCCGAAACCGAUUUUCAUCUCAGGCCGGCACAGAGUUCAGCCACCGCGAGAUCAACAAGGUCUUGACCGAGGUGGUAGAGUCAGAUGGGUCGCUAGGGGUUGUCAAGGCUUUACUCUCCCUUGGUGCCGACGUCAACUUUGUCCGCCGCCGAAACUCAACCACAUGGACUAAGAUUGCUCAACGACAUCAGAACAAUGAGCGGAGUGAUAUCCUUCUCCGCGCCACCAUCAAAUGCCGACCGGAAACAGUCCAUGUUCUCGCAGCCCAUGCCGACCAGCAGAAUCUCGACAGUGUCCUCCAUCACGCGAUAGCCAGGGGCAACUUGGCAAUUAUCCGUACAUUGUUGGAUCACGGAGCAAGCCCUGUUUACCUACACGAUGAUUUUCAGGGCGCCGUUUUCCGCGACAACGUGGAUCUCAUCGAGGUUCUCCUCUCGGGACAUCAUCUGCCGUGCCUGGCCUGCCGGUCGACUGGACUUCGACUGGCGGUAGCAAAUGGCUCGGUCGAUGUCAUACGUCUCUUGCUGAACCACUGGGCAGACGUCAACUAUGGCGAUGGUAUCGCACUUAUCCGCGCUGUGGAGGAUUCUCGACCAGAUCUCGUGGCGGCAUUGAUCUCUGGACCGGUGAAGGCCUCGCCACGAACUCUAGACACAGCUGUCAAUAAGGCAACCAACAAUCUCGACACCUUUGGCUAUGAGAUGGUAGGAAUGUGCUUGGCAGCUGGUGCGGCUGGUCCAGCGACGACACACCUGAUCACGGACGGCUUAAUCGAGACCAUAAGACGGCGGGAUGUUCAGCUCCUGGAAACCAUCAUCCGACACAGACGAAUCCCCGAAGAGUACGAAGGUUUUGCGUUGGUGGAAACAAUCCGGACUGGUCAAGUGGACGUUUUGGCCAUGCUUCUUGGGCUGGACCCCUCCUCGCAGAGUCUUACGAUUGCGGUUUCGCAGGCCAUGAAAGUCAACGACAACGAUGAGCGAUACGGGAUUAUUGAACGUCUGAUCGAUGGGGGAGCCCAAGGUCUCUGUGUGGCAGAAGCACUGAUCAGCAUUGUCCAUUGUCUGGUUUCUGACUCUAAGCGUGGCGAUAGCGCUGCGAGGGACAGGGACCUGUGUCUAUUCAAUCUGAUCCUGUAUGACGGAAAGGCCGAUGUUAACCAUCGAAAGGGCGAGGCUUUGCAAGUCGCUGUACGAUCCUCGUGUGAGGACAUCGCAGAACAAAUUGUGGACCGAGAGCCAUCACCGGAGGCACUUGGUGCCGCGCUUGGCUGGGCGAUGGGUACUGAGGACAAGGAUCAGAAACGCCGUCUGGUUGAACUACUGGUUCGCCACCCUAUCGACGAAGUUGCCAGUGGGAAAGCAUUGGUGGAAGUGUUCAAGAACGACUGUGGCAAUACGGAAUUGAUACAACUACUUCUCACACGUGCAUCGGUAAAUUACAACAAUGGAGAGGUCUUUAUUUACGCAAUCCGAAGCUUUCGCCCCGAGACCUUUCACUUGGUUCUAGGUCAAGGUAUCAGUUACAAGGCCUUGUUCACGCUACUCAUGGAGGCACUCCGCGCCCCAAGAACGGAUAGGAGGGCGUUGUUGGGUGAGGUCAUGAGUCGGCUUCAGCUUGAUCAUCUCAAUAUGGCGCUCAAACAUGUGGUUUUGGAACCAAAACCGGAUUUGGCACUCGCUAAAACGCUACUUGACUCUGGGGCAGAGCCAACUCAUGAAAAUGGCGUGUGUAUCAAGAACGCGGCUUGUAAUCUUGAACGUGACCUGUUGCAUCUAUUGGCAGGGUACGCUGGGAAGGUUCCGGAGCUUUUUACACAGGCAUUUGCCGCUAUUCUCAGCAGAGGCAAGCAGUGGAUUGCGUUUGAACAUGUCGACACUAUCAGAAUUAUUUUGAAACAUGGCGCUUCCCCCCAGAUUGCCAGCAGGGCGAUGAUGGACGUGGUGGACCAGCUCGCUUGUAACAAUGAUCAAGCUACUUUGUCAAGGGCCUUUCUGGACAGUCUCUUUGCCGCGGGAGCCGACGUAAACUGCGAAAACGGAAAGGCUGUUGGCACGGCGGCAUCAAGGGGCGACCCUCUCCUCCUCGAUUACUUGUUGAAGCAAAAAGCCGAUGCCAGUUCCGCAACACUGGCUCUUUCUGCCGCCAUCAUGGCUCACCACUCUGAGUCUGUUCUUCUCCAAAUUCUCAACGUCAUGGCUCAACCAGGUUUGCCUACCGACUUCAAUCAUUCCCUUCCCGGCAUGCCGCACCCGCCGAUCAUUCUCAUUCUCAAGUCUUAUGGAGACUCGGUUGCGAUUGUCCAUCGUCUGGUGAGGGCUGGAUGUCGUCUGGAGUCUACUGUUUGGGCCGUUUGUGACACAGAAAAGGAUGCUCAGGCCGAGGUUGAGCCUGUCACUGUGCUGAUGUGGGCACUGUUGCAAAAGGAUGAGAUGAUUAGCAAAGAUGUUAUUGAAGCUCUCAUCUGCCAUGGAUCCGAUCUUUCAUAUACCACCCCGGUCUCGAAAACCACGCCCUUUCUCGUGGCUGUCAAAUCUGGGAGAGUUGAUGUUGUGGAGAUGCUCCUCAGCUAUGGGGCCAAGGUCAGCGUGAAGGAUAACCUUGGUCGGUCGCCGCUCUUCUUCGCGUCUCGCGCAGGGGACAUGGAUAUGAUGAAGACGCUGCUUCAACAUAACCCCUCUGUUAAUGACGGCAGUCUCCAUGAGGCGGCUCGCAACUUUCACCCUGAAGCGAUGAAGUUGCUUCUCGAUGCUGGUCACGACGCCAAUUAUCGUUCCACGAAGCAUGGCGGCCGAACUGCACUGGGCGAGGUUGCUCUCAAGGCAACAAUGCCGCAUGACAUUGCCCUUGCGGAUGAAAGUCUCGACAUUCUCGCCUCUGUCGAUGCCAGCCCUCUACUCAAGGUGCGCGGCAAAACUGUCAUAUUCCUUGCCCUGGAUAAUCAGAACAACGAGGCCAUCACGCGAGUUCUUCUCGAUCGACUGCUUUACAAGACCCUCAAUAGUCACGAGAAUACUUUCCAGGAGGGCAUCUAUCACUAUUCUCCGACGAUGUACAUCAUGAAAGGGAUCCUCCUUGGCCCGCGCUCGCCGGCCUUGGUACAAAUGCUUCAGGACCACGGUGUUGAGGACAGGUUCUAUGCCACCAUCGAAGAGACGCAGCCAGCUGAUGCUGUUGGCCUCCCAGAAGAGAUUCGCGACUAUGAGCGGGAGCGACGAGCCUGGGAGCAGCGCAAUCGUCGUGUGGAGGAAAGUCACGGUAAUGAGCUGAGACGGGUGACGGAAAAGGCGACGGUGCACGCCCAGAUUGAGGAGCAAAAGCACAACCGCAGCGUGCGAUACAAGGAGGAACACUCCCAACAGGGGCGCAAGGAACGCCGCUUGAACCACCAGCAGGCAACUUUCCUUAAGGCAGAUCGACAUCAGAACGACUCGCAGAUCAAGAUCAGUGAGGCGAAUGUUCAAUCGCGGGUCCGAUGGCAGAAACAUAACGAUAAUCUCGCCAUGGCGGACCAGAAACGGAGUGCGUCUUUGGCUCAUCGCCAACGGGCCCAUGUGCAGCAUAUUGAAGAGCGCAGACAGAAGAACACUGUCGCGCUAGAGCACAAGGAGUUGAGACAUGCAAAGAGUUUGACGCAGAUGCAGGAUUUGCAUAGGCAGAGGUGGGAGGAGAAGGAAAACUUUAACUAUCAACAGUUGCAGUUUCAGAGUCAGAGGAAGUUGCAGGAGGCGGAGUUUAGUCAGAGGCAGAGGGAGGCGGACUUGAAUGCGUAUGCGGUGAGGAAUCAUAUUGAUGGGGAGGGGGCCAGGGGGAGGCAUGAGUUGAAGAUGACUGAGUUGAGGACACAGAGGGGGAAUAUUAUUGGGCAGGUUAACUUGGAGGAGUUGAGGAGGUGGAAGCAGGAGGGGGGGAUGGCUGGGCAGGGACAGGGACAGGCACAGAGGUUGUUGGCGUAGUCUCCUGAAAGGAUUAUUGUCGCUGUUUAUGGGAGCGUCUUAUGAUCUUGUGUUUUGCGGGCGCAAAGGGUACAGUCAGAAGGUGGAAUGGGUCUUACGAUUGUAACGUAGCGUUUGCAUUUUAUGAUUAUGAAUUACGAAUAUAUAGUUUAGUACAAUUUUGAGAAAAGAAUUGUUCAUCUUUUUGAAAUACCAAUAUUUAUUACCACCAA
Messenger RNA from Podospora bellae-mahoneyi, 4253 nucleotides. RefSeq lists its product as uncharacterized. Gene Ontology annotation, biological process: positive regulation of transcription by RNA polymerase II. The transcript has 3 exons. NCBI's taxonomy places the organism in Eukaryota, Fungi, Ascomycota, Sordariomycetes, Sordariales, Podosporaceae. Bases 1 to 4041 code for a protein of 1346 amino acids. Gene Ontology annotation, molecular function: protein binding; transcription cis-regulatory region binding. Gene Ontology annotation, cellular component: nucleus. The record is from RefSeq and is a predicted model, not a curated record.